UUGAUAUGCGCAUCUGCAGCUCCGCUGCAUUUUGAGAAAAUUUUGGAGUUUACUGAUAAAUGUGAAUGGUUUAAAUUUAAUGUUAAACCAUCUUUCCGAGUUUAGAGUUCCGACUCUCAGCAGAAAACUCAAUUCCGAUCCCUCUGUUGAAGCAUCUGCAAAGUGAAGAUGUUGUGUUUUGCAGCAACCAGGUAUACCUUUCCUCCAUCAUCUUCUUCUCGCUUUCUUCUAUCUUUACCUUUCUCACUCUAUUUCAAGUUCUUCCUUCAUUCCCAUUCUCCAAACCCUGAUGAGGUUUCCGAUGCCAUUGCUUUAUUCAAUCGCCUGUUCCGUCAACGCCCUCCUCCCUCGAUAUGCGAAAUUACCAAAAGUUUAGGCGUCAUUGCCAAGAUGAAGCAUGACCCCACUGCCAUUUCACUUGGUUCUCAGGUGGAGUUGAAGGGUUUCACUCCAUCUUUAGUUUCUCUGAGUAUUUUGAUCAGUUGUUACUGCCACGUGGGUCGGAUGGAUUCUGCUUUCCCUCUGUUGGGGAAGAUUUUCAAGAUGGGUUUUCAGCCGGAUACGAUAACUUUGACUACAUUAUUGAACCGGCUAUGUAUCAAUAACAUGGUUGGGGAAGCAUUGGAUUUUCACGAUGACCUCAUUGUAAAAGGAUAUUCUUUUUUAAUGAAGUUAGUUACGCUGCCGAGUCUUGCUAUGAAGCCUGAUGUAGUUAUGUACAGUACAGUUAUCGAUGGGCUUUGUAAGGAUGGAUUUGCAAGUGAGGGACAUGGUUUGUUUUCAGAAAUGAUUGGCCUGCGAGGCAUCAACUUGAAUGUAAUCACCCUCAGUAUAUUGGUGGAUGCAUGUAAGGAUGGAAGGAUCAUCCAAGCACAAGCCAUGUUUGCCAAAAUCAUGAAGCUUGGUCAAAAGCCCACUGUUGUUUCCCAUACCAGCUUAAUAGACGGGUACUGUCUGAUCAAUAAUGUAAAGGGAGCAGUAGGAGUAUUUAAUAAGAUGAUCAAAAGUGGUUUGAGACCUAAUGUUGUCUGUUAUAAUAUUUUGAUUAAUGGAUAUUGUAAGAAUAGAAGAUUGGAUGAGGCCAUGUAUCUCUUUAAGAAAAUGCGUUCUAGAAAUUUGGUUCCCAACACCGCAAGUUAUAAUUCUCUUAUUGAUGGCUUGUGCAAAGCAGGAAGACUCUCAGAUGUUGAUGAGAUGCGCCACAGAGGUCAUCCCCCAAAUAUAUUCACUUUUAAUGUAUUGUUAAAUGCAUUUUGCAAAAGGCAGGAUCUUGAUUGAGCAAUUGCAUUAUUUCAACAUGUUGUCAGAGAAGAAAUACGACCUACUGUCCACACCGAUAAUAUUCUUAUGGAUGGUUUGUGCACAGGUGGGAAACUAAAUAAGGCAAGAGAGAUUUUUCACUGUCUAUUGAUGGAAGGUCACCAUCUAGAUGUUGUGUCUUAUAAUGUUAUGAUCAAAGGACUUUGCAAAGAUGGUUUGUUUGAUGAGGCAAUGAUUCUAGCUGAUAAAAUGGUAGACAGUGGGUACAUCCCUAACAAUAUAAACUUUAAAAUUAUUACUGGACACCUUCUUGAUAAGAACGAGAAUGGUGACACCGAGAAGCUUCUUCGUAAAAUGGUUUCAAAGGACUUGUCAAAAAAUUGAAACAAGGUGAGGCCCUCUAGUUCUUGUUUGUUUCUGCUAAAAGUUGUUUGAUUCUGAUUACUAUUGAUGUUCUGUUCAAGGCUUACAUUUAGUAAAUUUAUGUUGCCUUUGUGCCAUUAGCAAUGUUAAAAUUUUUUCUUAAAAUGGCUUUGUUCUUUCUUCUUAAUGGCAGAUUACUAAAUUCAUUCAACCGUUUGAUAUGCAUCUCUUGUUGCUAAUGCAUUUGUCUCUCAGAUUGCUAUGAUAGAGUUCUUUUCUCAUGUCAUCAAUUGGGUGGAAGAUUUCAGACUCAAUGGAACAAUACUUUUCACUUUAUGGAAGAACGUGAACUUGUAUAUAAUAUACUUAUUGCCACAAUGUUAUGGUACCAGAAUGGUUCAUCUUCAGCAACAAUUUUUGAAGUUUCUGUUUUGGACCCAGCUUCUCUCCACUUACCCCUCUCCACUAAUUCUAAACAAUGUCGUUUACUCGUUUUGCUUAUUCAGGUAGAAUCUACGCCAUUCAUUUUAUUAUAAUCUCAACUGUUGCUUGUGGAAUUUGGAGAGAAGAGACCAAAUCAAGUUUCAGCCCUCAUCGUUUGCCUCUUUCCAUUUCAUUCUGCAAUGAUGAAUUCUCAUUUCCCUCAAACCAUAUCGACCCUCAAGAGGUCUUCAUUGUCAGUGAAUGUUCUAAGGUCUUCAUUGUAACAUUCUACUUUAAUUUUUAGAGUUAAUUAGAAUUAAUGAAAAAAAAAUAGAAAGAAUGUUUGAAGAUAAAUAAAUUAAUUAGGAGAUUUUGUUUAACUUAGGAUAUAAUUUUUAUGUUAAGUUUUGCUUUUAAAAAUUGGAAAUAAUGAUAAGUGAUAAUAUAUAUAUAUAUAUAUAUAUAUAAAUAAAGAGAAGACUUAAUGAGGAAGUAUAUUGAAGUUAAAAAAAAAAAAAAAAGAGAAUAAGAUGAGGCGGUGGAAUUGAGGCCAAUAUAUAUAUUAUGGCUUUGCUCUCUCAUCUCAUUCACGCACAAGACAAGAGAGAGAGAGAGAGAAAGAGAGGGAGAUAGAGAGAAGGAGAAGGAAAGGAAAAGGUUAAGGGUUUGAAGGCUUUUGAGGUAAGAUUUUAUGCUCAAAACUAUUUCUAUUUCCAAAAUUUCUUUUAUAAAUAUUUUCCUACUCAUCCAGAGCUUUCAAAUAAUAUUAAAAUUUUGAUGAGUAAAGUAAAUUCUAAAAUUUAAACUUAGAGUAAGUAUUGACUUUUAACAAUGAAAACUAUUAAUUAGUAGAGAUAAAUUAGUACUUAAAUUUUAUUAGUUCAGAUUUGUUCUAUAAACUGAUUUGGGGGUUUAAAAUUAAGUUUUUAAUUAUAAAAUUUGUGAUUUCUGGUGUAUAGGAUGUUUAUAUUGAUUAAAUUUUGUUUUUGAGAUUUAGAUAAGUUAAUUUAAUUUAAUUUUGGGUUUUUAUUGGAGGGAUUUAGAUUGGAAGGAUAUGAUUGUAAACUUGAGAAGUUUAGUUAAAUUUUAUAUUUAAUUGAUAAAUUACAAUAUAUAUAUAUAUAUAUCUAACGGUAUUUAUAUCAUUCGAUGUCGUAGAUUAAUCUAUUAUCGUGGUUAAGAAAUUCCUUACACAUCUGAGUUAGUUGUAGCUUGGAAAAGAGGUAACAUUGGAAUAUCCUUUCAUAUAUUGAGAUACUGGUUUUUAGUAUUGUGUAUAUAUAUAUUAAUAUUUGUGUAAUCUUAUUGUGGAAUGUGACAUUUGUUUUAUAUGUCGCAAAAGAGGUAAUAAGGAUGGCUAGUAAUAUGAUUAUUUGUUCGGGAUUAAUGAUUGAAUAUUAUGCCACGUGGUUUGCCUCCACUACGUGCGUAAUGGUUGGCCUUUUUCUUGUAGUUCCCAAUGUCUUUGACAUUUUGAGACGAUGGGCACCUUCUUUUUAAGGGAAGGAGUCCUAUUCUGAUGGCAAUGUACCUUUGGCCGAGUAUAACCUUAGUUUAGGCUCCAGCUAGCGGUAAUAAAGGAGUUAGGAGCCAUAAGGGUGAGGUUGGGAAAUGUAUCACUAUUGUUUUAAUUUGACAUUGAUUUAAAAAUUGUUAUAAAAUUGUGAAUAUUACAUUUCUUGUUUUAUGUAUUGAUCAUGAAAUGCAUAUGUAUAUCUACGGAUAUGUUUGCGAACUGAUUUCAAGAAAUAUGUUGGUAUAUGUUAGAAUAACCAAUUGUUACUGAGAUUUUUAAUCUUACAUGUUACUUCUUAUCAUUUUUAGGUGAGCAGUUAAAUGGAGCUAUAGGGAAGGCACCGAAGAAGUGAGCUUAGGCUCCCUUCUCUCAGCUUGGCACGUGGUUUUCUGUUUAUUUUGUAAUUAUAAUUGCUAUGACUUAGGGACCCUUAUAAAUUUUAUUUUGGAUAAUUGUUAUAGGUUAUUUGACCGUAACUACUCAAUCUUUUGUUUGAACUUGAUAACUUUUAAACACGUCAAUCUGGACCAUGGUUUUCUAUUGGGCCAAGCCUAUUUAUUUUGGAUUGUACAUGUUAAUGGUAUAAGAAAAAUGUGUGUUUAGUAGAGUUGAUUAUAUCUAUAAACUGUUGUUGAACCCUGAACUUUCUACAAAUUAUUUAUUGGGCUCUAUUUGCCUUAAGUUCAGUGGUGAUUGUUAAUUUUGAUGUCGCUUUGUUUGGACAGGUAUAUUUUUAAGAAAAAUGUUUUUUUAUAAAAAUAAAGGGGGGAGGUUUUCUUUUGUCAAAAAAAAAAAAGGCAAAAAUUAGGUCUGUUACAUUCAUCAUUGGCAUCUUCAUUGUUGAUUUAACCCCCAUUGUUAGUUCAUCACUUGAGCUUAGAAAGUAGAGUUUUGUGGUAAGGAUUCAUGUUCAAUAGCUUCGUUGAAAGUGUUCACCCAUUCUUUAUCCUUGAUUCUUCAACAAUCUCUAUGGUGGGGAUGGGUUAUGAUUUUUUAAAAUGAAAUGACAUUGUGUUUUGUUAUUCUCCUGUUCAACUAAGGUGAGGACAAUUGAUUUGUUCAUGUCUGAAAAGAGGAAACUCAAUCUUCCCACAGUGCUUCCAUCUAAUUCAAUGUUGUUUUGGAAAGUAAUUGAAUACGAUUUUGAUUCAAUGUUGUUUAAAUCUAAUUGAAUUUGCUGCUUUGAUAAGUAUUGGACAUGAUUGCUUUGGUAUUGAAUCUGAUUAUGCAUUGAUGGACGUACUUGUAUGGAUUUCAAAAGUGUGAACAAUGGUACUUAUUGUAUUAUUGAUGGGCUGAUAACUACUGAAUGCUGUAAUUUUGAAAAAUGCUUUGCAUAAAUACUCAAAGAACAAUAGAGCUCUGACCUCACGGUAUCCAAGGUUUAGUUUUGUUGCCCUCGCCAGUGUUGUUAAAGGCGAAAGGCGCACUCAAGCUGCAAAGCUUGUAAAACGGCCUAGGCGCAAGGCGCUAAAAAGGUGCGCACCUAAGUGAAGCAAGGUUUAUAUAUCAUAAGUGACUACUAUUUCUUUCCCCUUUAAAAAUUGUGUCUAAUAUGUUUGUUUUUAUAUCAGAAGUGACUUUACUAUUUCAUAUCUAUAAUAAUCCUAUUUCAUAUAUGUGAAACUGGUAUUAUAGGUUGCAAACAAGCAUGGGUACAAAGGAGGAAAUAAUGGAAGAGAUAUGAUGAUCAUUGGGCUGGUUUUGCAUAACUUGUUAUGAAUUGGGUUGAUAAAAUUCACAAAUUGAAACUUUCAAGAUUUCAUAUAUUGCACUUUUGUCUUGAUAUAUUGUGGUAGAUGAUGACAUUAACUUUACACUGCGAAACUUUAUAAUUGCAAUCCAAAAAGAAAGUAGUAGCUACAAUCAACCAAGGAGUUAUGAACAAAAUGAGCUCCAAGAUCAGAAAAGAUCAGAAAGAGAGAAGCUCAAGCACAGUGUAGAAGCAAUGGCUGGAAUAAAAGGAAGAAAUGGCUAAAACAAAAGGAGCUAAUGAAGCAGCUGGGAAGGGAUGAGCUGAACUGGAUGAUAUUGUAUGGCCUUGAACCUGUAUUUGAAUCUCAACAAUGUAAAUAAAUAUUGUAUGGUCUUGAAACUGUGAAGUGUAGUAAAAGUUAUAUUGAUUUGAACAAAAGUGACUCAAUUUGCCUGGAAAUCAGUCAUGAUAUGGGAUUCUAUUAUGUUGA
Prosopis cineraria is the source of this 5748-nucleotide messenger RNA. RefSeq names its product pentatricopeptide repeat-containing protein At5g41170, mitochondrial-like. The record is from RefSeq and is a predicted model, not a curated record. NCBI's taxonomy places the organism in Eukaryota, Viridiplantae, Streptophyta, Magnoliopsida, Fabales, Fabaceae. Gene Ontology annotation, molecular function: protein binding.